Homalodisca vitripennis (glassy-winged sharpshooter) is the source of this 2099-nucleotide messenger RNA. RefSeq lists its product as uncharacterized. The transcript is spliced from 2 exons. Lineage: Eukaryota; Metazoa; Arthropoda; Insecta; Hemiptera; Cicadellidae. The coding region runs from base 222 to 2000 and encodes 592 amino acids. The record is from RefSeq and is a predicted model, not a curated record. Gene Ontology annotation, molecular function: nucleic acid binding; zinc ion binding.
UGGGAUUAGAUAACAACACUGAACAAACACCCAGUCAUCAUUCCUAUACUGUACUUACUGGGACUGCCACGUUAGCAUAGGUGUGGCAAACACUUUUUACUACUUGCACAGUUCUAAAAGUAUGGAUUUUUUACCACUUACAUCUUAAGGACAAGUAUAUCACUGCUGCAAUGUGAAAAAUGCAAUAAAAUAUUAAUUGCAACUAGUAAUUGAACAAGAAAAUGGCUUCUGGAGGGGUAGACAGUUUUAGUAUUUUAUGCCGUGACUGCAAUAAGGUAGUUGAGGUUUAUAAUGGUGAUGUUCAGUCAUCAAUGGAAUUACAUCGCAAGAAAAUGCAUUCAUCACCAAAUAAACCAAGACAUGAUUCUCGCCCUGUUUCAAGAGGCAGAGAAAAAUAUGAAAAUAUAGACAAAAGAGAUUAUGAAACUUUUUCCUGCCCAAUUUGCAAAAACAAUGUUAAAAUUUUGAAAAGUAAUUUCAAACGUGGCAUUCAAGAACAUUUUGAAACACAUAAUCAAGUGGAAGUCAAACCUCAGUCAGACGAUCAGUUAUACACUUUCAGUGGAAUCAAAAACUGGAUUGAAAAUUCCAACAUGUCAGAAAAGUCUGCUGAAACCAACAGUAAUCAAAGAAAAAAUAAUCAAAGAAGACAUAAUGUUGAAAGAAACACUCUUAUAUUACCUCCUGAUAUUAGAUCACAAAGAGGUUAUGUUGUUGAGAGAGGAGACAAUUUUUUUUGCAAUAUUUGCUCAAUAACAUUUGAUCCUACAAAUGUUGCUGAACAUCUAAAAACCAAGACUCAUGAAGAUAAUGUCAUUUUGUUUUUGAAAGAAAAACUCCCCAUGCAUCUUCAAAAUUCAAUGGAGUUUAUUUCAUUCUACAACUCAAAUCUGAGUUGCAAUUUGUGUAGAUGUAAAGUUUUUCUGAACUCUUUCAAUCCAUAUGAAACUAUUUUCCAUAUAAUAUCACAUAAUUCUGACAAAAGUCACUCUAGUAAACGGUCAAAAAAUGAGCCCAAUGCACCAGAUGAUGAUGCCUCUUCACUGUUGAAAUCCCUUGCAGAAAAAUACCCAUUAGUAAACAGUAGCAAACACUUGAUUGAAACCUGUAUGGAGCCACAGUUCAAAUGUAAAUUGUGUGAUAAGAAUAUUAUGUACAGUGAUAAGGAAAACAUCCUAGCAAAAAACUUUACCACUCACUUGAAUAGCUCAACACACAAGAAAAGCGAAAAGGCUGAAAGUGUUCUCAAAUCAUUUGAAUCUUUAAAUAUAAAUGGCCAAAGAAAUCACAAGUUUAUUGUAGCAAAUGGCGCAAUAACUUGUGUUGCUUGCAAAAUUAAAACAGAAGCUGACAUCAGCAAGUUAAUAGAUCAUAUUCAAGAAGUGAAUCAAUCAAAACAGAGUAAUCAUGGCCCUAGUUUUACAGGUCACUCAAACCAGUCAGUAAAAAGCCAUCAAUCAGAUAAAUCAUCAGACUCAAGAGCAAAUCAGAAAGGAUCUUUUGUGAGGAAUUUCAAUAAAGACCACAACACACAAUCAAACGCUAACACAGCAAAUUCAAGAGUUAAGAAACCCAAUAUCGGUCACUUGCUUAAGACUUUACAGCAAGAAUUUGGAAACAUUGAAACAAUAAUUCAACACAGCAACGGUAGGAUUACGUGUAUUGUUUGCAACUGCCCAAUACGUCCAACCGAAAAUAACAUCAAAAUGCAUCUUUUAGAAGCCUCCCACAAAGAGAAUGAACAAACAAAAAUGCGGCAAUCAGCAAAAGCAGCUUUGGAUCUUUUGGGAGGAAAUAAUCCACAGAACACAGUUGAACAGCUUUUCCAGUCUCUUCCUCAGAUUUUUCAACAGGACAAACCAUUUAUCAAAGACAGCCCUAUUGAUGGAUAUAUUGUCUGCUCACUUUGUGAAUGUGUGAUCAAUCCUCAUUAUUUUAGCAACCAUCUCGUUGAUGAAAAUCACUUGCGAGAGAAGAAAAAACUGUUUGGAUCAUCAUAAAACCUAAGAAAAUACAGGUAGAAGAUUUAUUUAGAAAUUAUUUAUUCAACUUAAUAGUGUAUAGAAUCAAAGUUAUAAAUCUAAUUUGUUAUACACAUU